AUGCAGCAUGUUUGGAGCAAAAGAUUUAAGAACGUGGUGUUUGAAGCAUAUGAUGGUGAUCUGGACAUGAUGAUGUAUUGUUUAACAAAUACAUGGUUUUGUUUAUCUCAAUUGUAGGCCUCUACAACAAUGGUCGAUGCGACAGUGAUUUUUGCUGCCAGAGUUUUCGUUCCUCUCCACAGAGGCGUUGUCCGUGCAAUGAUGUUGUGGUUCAUUCACGGUGUUCUUCCCGGUAUAUCCGGCCUUAUCGAUAUAACAACAAUAAUUGUUAACAAUGUCUUGAUGCAAAAUUACAGCUUUCGGCGUAUAUGGGAUCCCAUAAUUACAUCGGAGGCAUUUAUCAUGAAGAUUUCCAACAACAUCUUUGGUGUGAGAUGUAUAAUAAUAGGCUGUGAUUGCACCCAUACCAUGCCAAACUUUAUGAUGUGCACAAUGACACCAUGGACUAAUUGGUAUUGGAUUGUCGGGAUUUCAAAACUUAUUCUAGAAGUAACGGGUUUCUUCUAUGUGAUGUGGAGUUUCAAACAAAGAAUGCCAAUAAGGCAUACAUAUCACAUUCAUGUAAGAUAGCUUAUGAGGAAGGAGCAUCACAUGUUUGAUAACAUGAGAGCGAGUAAGGCUUAUCGGGUAGCAUCGUCAAAUUCACUUCUUAGUGUUUGUUAUCUUCCGUUAAUGACACAUAAUUCUGUUUAUGUAAUAAAUUGUUUUCUAUAUUUUUGUAUUGGCUUUAUACUUGAUGUAAUACCAAUUCGUUUAAUGAAAGAUUUUAGAAGGAAACAAAAAACCCCAAUUUAG
Messenger RNA from Capsella rubella, 795 nucleotides. RefSeq lists its product as uncharacterized. The record is from RefSeq and is a predicted model, not a curated record. Lineage: Eukaryota; Viridiplantae; Streptophyta; Magnoliopsida; Brassicales; Brassicaceae.